AGGAAGGUAAAACUAAUUGCUCUUUUUUUGUUUUUCCUGUUCUUGCAGAGAGUGCCCUCACAUGACGCACCGGCGGGGCGGACACAGGAUCGAACAGUUGUUAGCUCGUCCAACACCCGUUGCUUUCACACACUCACACAAAAAGAAUUUGUUUCUCGUCGGACUUUUAUUUUCCUCCUUUUUUUUUCUGACUACUGAAAUUAUUUUCGUCCGCUUCUCCCCCCACUAAUCCGCUCAUUUACGUGUGUGUAUUGCGUACUGUUCCACGUUUUAUCUUCGUGCUGUCUUCCUUUUCCUUUAUUACUUUGCUCCCCGGUGUGGCCUGUGCGACCCAAAAACAAAAGCCACACCGGUCAUCGUACAGCACUAACGUGGCUCCGUACUCUGUUCGUCUACCUCUGCCAUUUCCGAGCGGCUGGGCGCAAAGCGCAGCUGGACCACCGCGGAGAGGAGCGAUCAUCGAAUCCUUUCAUGUAUAGUUUUUUUUCUCAUUUUUCUAAAAUUAAAUGUAUGUUCUCAAUAGACUCAAAUAAAGACCCCCAACUAGUGCCAAGCUCCGUUGACACCCAACACACACACACACACACACACACACAAAGUAUAGGUAACGUGUAUAUGUAUCCCGAUCCUUCAGAAAUAGAGGGGCGACGGCUGCGGCGGAAGUUAGAGCGCUCCCCCGCCCACCCGCCAUUGGUGGAGAUUACAGUGGAGGACGAGGCGGUGCAUGGGUGGCCAAACUGGCAGCAGUUCUCUCCUCAACUUCGCCUGCCCGACUUCACGCCGCCCUUGUCCUUUACGGGCUCCAACGGUGCCUGGUGUGCGUCGCUGUCCGCUGCGGGAGAAACUCUUCUCCCCGCAGGCGACGGAAGUGGCAGUGGCGCUUCUCUACGCGAGGACCUGUGGCAUCUGCAGAAGCGGCAAGGGCUGCAGGUGAGCACGGUGACUUUGCUGGUUCUUGUGUUGUGCUUCGGUGUCUGCCUGGUUGGUCUCUUUGGCUUUCUCCCAAUGUUCCUUAUCGGGUCUCGUGACAUCACCGUGGCGGUGCAGCUCGCCCAGGCGCAGGCCGUGGCGAGUAUCGUGGCCUCCACCUCCAUGACGAUGAGUCGGCUGCCCAACAUAAUUCAUUUUGUUGUGGCGGCCUACAUGUCGACGCUGGAGGGCGCCGCACCGCACACGGCGGAGCGCGACGAGGAGGUCGUCUUCUUCCUCGCCAAUGUGAUGAGACAAGUGCGUUACCGGGACUUUCUCACCUUCAUGACCGGGGUGCACGCCACACCUGGGCGGGAGCGGCUUGUGGGUGUUUCUGCCUUGCACAGCAACACCACGCUUGCGUCUGCAGUGGCAACCGCCAAUGAGACGGCGGUGCUGUACGCCGUAGACGACGAGACGCACCUUACGAAGGUACCCUAUACGGUUGUGAUGGAUACGGGCAUAUCCAUCAAAGACUACAUUUCAACCCGCUGGUGCAGCGCACAGGACCCGUAUGUGGAGACGAAUCCGGGUGGGAUGAGCGCGUCCGCGGCGACGACGGAGGUGUGGAAGCCAUGGAACUACACACGGCGAUUUACGUACUUUAGUUUGAUGGUGCCGCUUCCACCGUCAUCGAAGGCCGGCAUUCGAGGCACUUUUGUAGAAGGAGGGCUGCGCAGCUCGUACAUUGCAAACAUGGUGCGUGACCACUUCCGCUACGCCGUUCGUGAACAUGGGUGUUACAUGCUGGUUGACCUAUCGCGCGAUCUUGUGGUAGCCAACUCGUGGAACCAGUCUUUUCGUGGAGUGGAGGGCCUCGACGACGCACACGACCCCUUUAGCGUGGCGAACAUCGACCAUCCGCUCAUGAAGGCGGCAGUGAACGCUUUAGAGAAGCGGAAAAACCAUCAAGGCGUGGCGGAGCGGAUCACCAAAAUGCAAGACGAGCAGCUCGUUUUUCGUUACAACGGCAAGAUGGCUGUUCUUCGCGUGUCACCCAUUCGUGCGUCGCCCGGACUUGACUUGAUGUUCCUCUCCGUCAUCAUACAGCGCGAUUUUUUUACGAACAUCAACCAAACGCUGAGCUCGCUGACCUACACGAUGUUCGCCGCCGUGAUCGCCACCGCUGUUGUUUCGUACGUUGUGGCGGUCUACUUGCGCGACGCCGUUCAGCACCUCACCGUUGCCCUGCGCGCCUCCUCCAAGCUACAGUUCACCACCGAGUUUGGCUCGUGUUGCUCGCCGCAUUCUCGCAUUGUUGAGGUGGAAGACGUCGAGGAAACGUACGCGCAUGUGCAACAACAGCUCAUGACCCUCAAGACGAUACUACCGGGCUCGCUGCUGAUCACGGAAAACAACAUUGCAGGCAUCUCCGACGGCGAGGUAGCGAUCGCGAGGAAGCGUCGCAAGUCGGCACACACAGGCGAUUCGGUGUCCACCGCGCACGACGAGAACGGUGAGAGCAGCGGCAGCGACAGCCUCUGCGACUCGAACGUCUACUUGAGCUCCGGCAACUUCGCCGGCGGGGAGAAGAUCGACCUCCUCUCCGUUCGAUUCUCCCGCAGCUGGCAGCAGAACGUCGUGCUCAACACAAAAGUUUUUAACGAAAAAGUGAACGUCUUUCGCAAGCAGUACUGCACUCUCGUGUGGAUUUGCCGGUACUACACCGUCGGCGUGGAUGAGGCCACGCUCGACCGAUUCUUUGACGUGGUGUACGACGCGGCGAUAGAGUGCAAAGGAUGUAUACAGUCGCUGCGGCCUGAUUACGUCGUUGCCGUUUUCAACGCCCACACUUCCCUGCCCAUGCACGCCAAACUCGGGUGCGAGUUUGCGUUGGCGAUUCGAAAACGCCUGCCGCGGUCGGCGACGGAGAAGCACAACACGUUGAUUGACACGAACAACUACUACGUCGGCACGUGCGGCAUGAAAAACGGAUUUAAGAGUCGCGUGGUGUUCGACGUUAUGCCUGUUCGCUGCAUCGACAGACUCAUGCGGGAGAAGCACUAUCAUCCGAUCGUUGUGACGCAGAACACGGCGAAGCACCUGGAGUACCACGAGACAGUGCCCUUCGACGUCAUCACGGUCCCUUUCCACGCUGCCCCUUACACCCUCUACGAGCUGCGUGACGCGAGUACGGGCAACAUUGCGGAGAUGCAGCGAACGGCGGGGCUGUUCCGCAGUGGGUUUCAGCAGAUGCGCCUGGGCGAUUACGCCAACGCGUUGAAGUCCUUCGCCCGCGUCGACGCUUCUGAUGUGACGGCGCAGCGGCUGCGGCUGCUCUGCAUGCAGAACAUUCGCGAGGGCAACAAGGAACCCUACAUGUACUACUCGCAUUUUCUCAAGUUCCGCAUUCUCUCUCGAUUGGUGCACCUGCGCAAGGGCGCCAACCUGCAGCUUUUCGCAGAGCGCAUGUGGAUGCAGACCCAGGUCGGCGGCUUCUUCGCCCUCGGGCCGGUCACGCAGGCGGUGCACAGCGAGGUGAAGGGCAGCGCGCACGACUACCGAGAGAUUUGGACAGGUUUGAGAAGCGACCGCCGUGGUGCCAGCUCCGUCAACGUGGCCGCGAACAGCAACAACGACACGGUCUCGUCCACCUCGCUGACGCUGGCGUCGUCCCUCACCGUGCAAUCGCUCGACAGGCUCGGUCGACCGUUGGGGUACGAGGCGGCGGCGGAGUCGAGUCAGAGCAACGCGCCAAGCGCCGACGAGCGGGAGAGUGCGUUGAUUGAGUGGGUUGACUUCCAAUCCGCCUCGGAUACCGACGACGCUGAGGUGGUGGCAACGCGCGGUACAGCCUCGGCGGCGGCAGCGGCAGAUUCGAUCCUGCUCUGCCUGUUAGACAGCAACGGCGAGAAGUGGAACCGCGCGUUGAAGGCAGAUCACACAGGACCCGCCAGCACGGUGUACCACGCGAUCGCCGACGACGGGGUGCAGGCGGCCAUCAAGUUUCUUCCCAAGAAAAACCGCCGAAUCCCGGAGGCGCGUCUGUACAACGAGAUUAUGGUGAUGGCGAAGCUGAAGCACCUCAACAUUGUGAAGUACAUCUCGUACGUCUGGACGGCGGCACACAUCGGCAUCGUCAUGGAGUACGCGCCAGGCGGCAGUCUGCGGGACACCAUCGACAACUUCGGAGCCCUGCCCGAGUCGUUGGUGCGGCGGUACAUGGUGGACAUUUUGCACGGCCUCGCAUACCUGCAUCGCGGCGGCAUCACACACGGCGACGUGAAGCCGCACAACAUACUGCUCGGUGCAGAUGGUGUCUGCAAGCUGUCCGACUUCGGCUCCACGGUGAGCGAGGCGACCGACCUGGCUCGGUCGAACGGCAUGCUUGAGUUUCGUGGGACGGCGGUGUACACUUCGCCUGAGGUCGCCUCCGGCUGGCAGCCCACCGCCGCGUCGGACAUUUACUCGCUGGGUAUUUGCUUUCUGGAGAUGUUGAUGGGCCGGCUGCCUUGGCGUUGGACCGAUCCGCAGUCGCACGCGCGAAGCGGCGAAUGGGUGAAGAUGCGAGAAGUAGCCUUUGUCCAGGCCGUCGGCCGAGGCGAGAUCAAACCCUUCAUCUCGAGGCAGCUGUCCAAAGCAGCGCAGGAAUUCGCGCAGGCGUGCUGCUGCACCUCACCCGCGGAGCGAGCGACCGUUACGGAGCUUCUUUCCUUUCGCUUUGUUCUUUGA
Molecule: messenger RNA, 4641 nt
Organism: Leptomonas pyrrhocoris
Lineage: Eukaryota; Euglenozoa; Kinetoplastea; Trypanosomatida; Trypanosomatidae
Product: putative protein kinase
Exons: 1
Coding region: 616-4641 (1341 amino acids)
Biological process (GO): protein phosphorylation
Molecular function (GO): protein kinase activity; ATP binding
Source: RefSeq, a predicted model, not a curated record